Molecule: messenger RNA, 1003 nt
Organism: Saccostrea cuccullata (small rock oyster)
Lineage: Eukaryota; Metazoa; Mollusca; Bivalvia; Ostreida; Ostreidae
Exons: 2
Coding region: 43-876 (277 amino acids)
Molecular function (GO): nucleic acid binding; zinc ion binding
Source: RefSeq, a predicted model, not a curated record
GGAAGAGUAACGUCGUUUGCGAGAAUAAAAAGUACUACAUCCAUGGAAGACAUGCCCCGCGGGGAACUGAUUUCUGCUUUUCGCGAACUUACUGGGGAGGACGAAAAGGAAAUACUAGAUAUGGCGCAGAAAGAAGCGACAGAGGCGAACCUUCGACAUCUAUUACAUUAUACAAUCAUUCAGGCCAAUGAGGUUGGCCAGCCAGCCUCCCAGACCUUGCAACGUUUGGAAACGGAAGACGCUGUCAACGAAGAGCGUAAUGAUGAGGUGCCUCAGACUAAAAAAGCAAAAGUCUCAUCGGCAAGUGCAACUACCACCCAGACGACCGAGAAAGAAGUUGAAGCAAUAAAAGAAAAGGUGAGGCUUUUGGCCAACCAAAACAGCCCCAGUGAAGCCCUCAUUUUAUUAGCCUUGGAUGAGUUGGCCAAAACGUCUAGAUCGGCAAAAAUUGAUGAUGUUGAUAUAUACGAAGAACUGUAUAGACAAGCCUCGAGAAAUCAGGGGAAAAUUAACCUCGUUACUUUAGUCUUAAGUGUCAUGGGGGGUAAAGCCUCGGAUGUGGUGGGAAAAGCAUUGGUAAAAUCUAAAAAAGAACAAGAGGAGACUAAGGAAUCAGACAAAGAGAAGAAAUCGUCUUCCUCUCCCCUUCACAAUUUGUACUCUUCAUUCCCACCCAUGCCAUUAAUGAUGCCCUACCAACCCCAGGGAUAUAAUUAUGGAUAUAUGUUUAAUCCGAGUUAUCAGGGUUAUAGGCCAAAUAGGGGGCGACUGAACCAGGGUGGGUCAAAACCGAUAGGACCAUGCCUUUAUUGCGAGUCUAUGGGCCAUCUCAUCAAGGAUUGUAUGAAGUUUAAGGCGAUGAAGCAAAACAAGUAGUUUAAAUGAAGCAAGUGUGAAAUCUUUUUCCAGACUGAACAAUUACUUUCUUUUGUAUUUGUUAGUGAUACAUGAAAUAUCACAUGUAGAAGAUUUGUCAGUUUUAAAAAACAUUUGUCAUUUAUGU